AUGGACAAAGGAGACACCCGAGCCUACUUCCUGGGCAUCCUGGUCUGCCUGGGAGGUUUCAUGUUCGGGUAUGAUACCGGUGUUGUCGGCGGUGCCAUCACACUUCACUCGUACAGAGAGUCUUUUCGAUAUCUAGGCUAUAACAAGUCUCAAACAACCCAGGUCAGCUCGUUGGCCGUAGGCCUUCAGCAAUGCGGAUCCUUCGUUGGCUGCUUCGGGAUCUUUCCCAUUGCCUCCCGGUGGGGGCGGAAACCGAGUAUGAUCUUGUCGGCGCUGGUAUUUGUUAUCGGAGCAGCCAUUCAGACAGCCGAUACACAUCAUCUGUCAAGCUUUUACGUCGGCCGGAUCAUUGCCGGUCUCGGUGUCGGCGGAGCAUCGGUGCUGGUGCCCCUCUACUCGGCCGAGAUGUCGCCCAAGAAGAUUCGAGGGCGUAUCGGAAGUGGAUAUCAAUUCCUGUUCACAUGGGGCAUCUUCGUCAGCUACUGGGCAAAUUACGCGGUAGACAAACAUGUCGACCAAAACACGGCGAGGCAAUGGCAAAUUCCCAUCUCGCUCCAGAUCAUCCCUGGCGCUCUGCUCGGUAUUGGCAUGUUCUUCGUUCCGGAAAGUGCACGCUGGCUAGUGCAGAAGGACCGCCACGACGACGCGUGGAAGUCUCUUACAUGGAUCCGAGCCCAUAGCGGUCCUGAGGUGCAGGGCGAGUUGGACGAAAUUCGCGCUACCGUCGUGGCCGAGCGCGAGGCUUCGCGAGGUUCCCUCAAGGUGGAGCUCAAGCAGAAGGUUACCAUCUAUCGAAUGCUACUGUCCUUCACGGUGAUGACUUGCCAGGUCUGUACCGGGGCAAACGCGAUGGCUUACUUUUCUCCCCAAUUCUUCACUCUUGUUGUUGGGCAAGGGACAGAGAACCUGUUGAUCUCAGGAAUCUUUGGUGCCAUCAAGAUUGUGUCGUGCGGCAUCUUCAUUGUGUUCUUGGCCGAGAGAAUUGGUCGCAGAGUCGCACUGUGCGGAGGAGCCAUCCUAAUGUCUGCUUCACUUCUUUGCAUCGCUGUUGUUCUCAAGCUCAAGCCGCCGCCGGGCAAUGGAGAAGUCACCGCCCCUGGAGUUGCUCUGGUAGCAUUGAUUUACUUCGCAAUCAUUGUGUAUAACAUGUCAUGGGGUCCGCUGGGAUGGAUUUACAUUGCCGAAGUUCUCUCCCCAAGAACACGGGACUUGGGAGUGGCCAUCGCCCUGGGCACGCAGUGGAUCUUCAACAUCAUCUGGUCAGUCGCGACGCCUUACAUGAUCAACAAUAUUGGCUGGGGAACAUUCCUUUUCUUCGCCGCAUUCGAUGCGUUCAGCGCAGUCUUCUCUUUUUACUUCGUCAAGGAGACGAUGGGCAAGUCACUGGAGGAGAUGGAGAAUGAGUUUCAUUCUCAAGCUGCGCAAACCCGGCUACCAGUAUCAGAAGACAAGGGUCAAGAUGAAUGUGAGCAUGUUGAGAAGAACUGA
Messenger RNA from Thyridium curvatum, 1488 nucleotides. RefSeq lists its product as uncharacterized. Gene Ontology annotation, biological process: transmembrane transport; carbohydrate transport. Gene Ontology annotation, cellular component: membrane. Gene Ontology annotation, molecular function: carbohydrate:proton symporter activity. NCBI's taxonomy places the organism in Eukaryota, Fungi, Ascomycota, Sordariomycetes, Thyridiales, Thyridiaceae. The coding region runs from base 1 to 1488 and encodes 495 amino acids. The transcript is spliced from 4 exons. The record is from RefSeq and is a predicted model, not a curated record.